Molecule: messenger RNA, 1422 nt
Organism: Rhineura floridana
Lineage: Eukaryota; Metazoa; Chordata; Lepidosauria; Squamata; Rhineuridae
Product: calcium-binding and coiled-coil domain-containing protein 2-like
Exons: 4
Coding region: 1-468 (155 amino acids)
Source: RefSeq, a predicted model, not a curated record
AUGGGACCAUCAAGUUCACCAUCUCCAGCUUUUGCACAAAGAUUAAGGCGGGAGAAUGAGGAACUGAUGGCACACCUUCCCGAAAUUAUAGAUAAUAUACCAGAUGGGGUCCUAACCCAGUCACCAGAAAAUCCAGUCCUUGUGUAUGGGAAUCCAUAUUCUGCAAACCCAGCAAUUCCUGAGACAGACUUGGUCUCCAUGAGAAAAUGUCCCAUGUGCAAUGAAGUCUUCCCUAAUGACAUUGGGGAGCAGCACUAUUCGGAUCAUGUGCAGAGCCACCUUCUGGAGUGCCCGUACUGUGACAAGAGCUUUGACAAAUCCAACAAGCAAGUGUAUGACGACCAUGUCUUCUGCCAUGGCUUAAGACUAAGUUUCUACGUACUUUCAUCAGCUACAACGGAUAGUGCCUCUUUCUCUCCCUUUUACCCCUUUAUUCUUUUUUAUGUGACAGAGACUGGCACAGAAUGAUUUCUGUAGGAAGUCUGCUGCUGUUAAACUUGGCAUGCCAGGGUAAAACCUGUUGUUCGGACUGCAGCGUUGAUCAAUUCCUUCCUUUUAUUAUGCAAACCUGUUUAAAUUAUAUAUGCACUAUGCUUCUGCUGUGGAAAAGGGUACAUAUUUCCUGACUAAGUAUGUCCUUCAACUGCUUAAAACGUGUUAUAGGUUAUGUCAAAGGGAGGAGUCGUUCUCUCUCCCCACCCUGGCAUGCAUUUUAUUACAGUGAACUGUGAUUUUCUUACUAUAUGUUUGUAAUUGACAGAGAUCUCUCCAGCUUAAGAGAUUUGUUUUGUUAACAUAGUUUGGCUAGCUGUGUAACCUAUAGAAAUUCCACCUUUGAUUGCUUUGUAUUCAGUUCACAUUAAAGGGUGGGGAUAAGCAUGAAAAAACCCAUAAGCGUUGGUAGCAGCCUUGCUCGCCUUUGUGUUGUUUUUACACAAGUAAGAAGACAGGAAUGUCUGUGCCCACCUCUGUUGCAUCAGAUCUUGGAGGCAGUGCUCUUGAAAGGUAGAGUUCAGAAAAAAGGGCCAUGGAUAUUGUUUUGACUGAAGUUCUAGACAAGGGCCUAGUGUCCAGAAUAGAAGCAUGAUGCAUAACUGAAAAUUAAGCCAGUAUGUCUCAAGCCUUCAAAAAGCCGCUUCACAGAUACUACUGCCAUAGUCAAUGACUAGGAUGCUCGGGGGGGGGUGUAUUUUGAGAAACAAAAGAGGAAUGGGUGGUGGGCCAGCAUUUCAUAAUCACCACCCCACACACCCAUAAUUCCCCAAAGUGGCCAGCCAGCAAGUUCGGUAGCCACGGGAUCAAUUUCUGCAUGCAUCUUUUGUUUCUAGGUGGCCAACUGGGAAAAGAGUGGCAGUUGGCAUCCCUGAGAGGAAUCAGAUUUACAGCAGCAGGGUGGUGACUCCAGUUCCUGCCUGUUACACU